Molecule: messenger RNA, 9594 nt
Organism: Knipowitschia caucasica
Lineage: Eukaryota; Metazoa; Chordata; Actinopteri; Gobiiformes; Gobiidae
Source: the annotation of a GenBank genome assembly
AUGUGUGUGUGUGUGUGUUCUCAGGGGACCUACCAGGGCCAGUGGCUGGGUGGGCUGCGUCAUGGUUACGGCGUGAGACAGAGUGUUCCGUAUGGGAUGGCGGCGCUCAUCCUCUUCCCGCUCCGCACCUCCAUCAACUCCCUCCGCUCUGACCACAGCGGGGCCCCAGAGGAGGGGCCCUCCACGGAGGCCUCAGCCGCAGUGGCAGGUCUGAGUCCUGUGGGUCGCGGCGGCUUCGCUCUGAGUGCGCCCAGUGAAGCGGAGCGUCGUAAACGUAAAGGUCGUCUGCGUCAGUCCAUCCUGAGCGGCCUCAAACUGCGGCGCUCGGAGUCAAAGUCGUCUCUGGCCUCGCAGCUCAGCAAACAAAGCUCCUACUGCAGCACUGCUAGCACAGCUAGCACCGCCAGCUGCGAGCCCACCCACACCCAGGGCUCUCCGGUGGACGCCACGGUCACAGAGACCUACGCGGGGGAGUGGAGGAGUGACCAGCGCAGCGGCGUGGGCGUGGCGCGGCGCUCAGACGGGCUCACGUACGCGGGGGAGUGGUUUAACAACAAACGCCACGGUUACGGAUGCACCACGUUCUGCGACGGCAGCCGAGAGGAGGGAAAGUACAAACAGAACCUCCUGGUCAGCGGCAAACGCAAACACCUGCUGCCUCUGAGGACCAUGAGGACCAGCAAGACCAGGGACAAGGUGGACCGCUCUGUGGAGGCCGCCGACAAGGCCUGUGAGACGGCCAAGCAGAAGGCCCAGAUCGCCCUGUCCAGAAUGAGUCACGCUCGUGGGAAAGCUGAGUCUGCGGAGACUGUGGCUCAGAAAGCUGAGGAGGAGAGUCGCCUGGCCAGGGUCACCGCCAAGGAGCUGUCCCCAAGUUACCACAUCUAUGAGAACGGCCUGGAGCCUGAGCGCCCCCAGCGUCUCGGGGGUAAGACCAAAGAGGCGUCGUCUGGGAGUGAGAGUCCUCUGUGUACUCCAGGCUCCACCCCCUCCGCUCUCACCCCAGACUUCUCCCCCAUCUCCCCCUCCUCACCCCUCAAGCACCGCCCCCGAAGGACCUGCAUCCACCGACAGAGCGCCAUGGACGACCAGGCCGAGAUACAGGUGCUGGUGGAGGGGCGGGGCCUGGAGCUGCAGAGGGGCGGAACUAAGCACACCUGGGCGGAGGACAGGUGCAGCAGCCGCUCGACCACGCCCUCUCUGCUGGAGGAGGCGGAGCUUAACGGCCACCAGGCAAAUCACAAACCACCAGACCCCACCCCAACCUCCAAUCACACGCCUCGAGACUACCAUUCGCUGUCCAAUCACACCACGCGGGAGUACUCCUCGUCCAAUCACAGGACAUGGGACCACAGCUACCGGCCCCAGCUGCACGCCCUGGCCAAUCACACGGGGCCGGAACACGCGCUGCCCAAUCACAAAGCAGCAGAGCAUGUGACGUCAAAUCACCACCGCAAGGACUACGGCUCGACCAAUCACAGCGCGAGGGAGCAUGGGAACCACAAACCACAGCACAAGCACAGAGGCCCCGCCCACAAGAUUCCCCCAGAUGAGCUGCAGGAGGUGGAGAGGGAGGUGUGUGUGGAGAGGGAGGUGUGUGUGGAGAGGGAGGUGUGUGUGGAGAGGGAGGUGUGUGUGGAGAGGGAGGUGUGUGUGGAGAGGGAGGUGUGUGUGGAGAGGGUGGUGUGUGUGGAGAGGGAGGUGUGUGUGGAGAGGGAGGUGUGUGUGGAGAGGGAGGUGUGUGUGGAGAGGGAGGUGUGUCUGGAGAGGGAGGUGUGUGUGGAGAGGGAGGUGUGUGUGGAGAGGGAGAGGGAGGUGUGUCUGGAGAGGGAGGUGUGUGUGGAGAGGGAGGUGUGUGUGGAGAGGGAGGUGUGUCUGGAGAGGGAGGUGUGUGUGGAGAGGGAGGUGUGUGUGGAGAGGGAGGUGUGUGUGGAGAGGGAGGUGUGUCUGGAGAGGGAGGUGUGUCUGGAGAGGGAGGUGUGUGUGGAGAGGGAGGUGUGUGUGUGGAGAGGGAGGUGUGUGUGGAGAGGGAGGUGUGUGUGGAGAGGGAGGUGUGUCUGGAGAGGGAGGUGUGUGUGUGGAGAGGGAGGUGUGUCUGGAGAGGGAGGUGUGUGUGUGGAGAGGGAGGUGUGUCUGGAGAGGGAGGUGUGUGUGGAGAGGGAGGUGUGUGUGUGGAGAGGGAGGUGUGUCUGGAGAGGGAGGUGUGUGUGGAGAGGGAGGUGUGUGUGGAGAGGGAGGUGUGUGUGGAGAGGAGGGGUUGGAGAGGGAGGUGUGUCUGGAGAGGGAGGUGUGUGUGGAGAGGGAGGUGUGUCUGGAGAGGGAGGUGUGUCUGGAGAGGGAGGUGUGUGUGGAGAGGGAGGUGUGUGUGGAGAGGGAGGUGUGUCUGGAGAGGGAGGUGUGUGUGGAGAGGGAGGUGUGUGUGGAGAGGGAGGUGUGUGUAGAGAGGGAGGUGUGUGUGUGGAGAGGGAGGUGUGUGUGGAGAGGGAGGUGUGUCUGGAGAGGGAGGUGUGUCUGGAGAGGGAGGUGUGUCUGGAGAGGGAGGUGUGUCUGGAGAGGGAGGUGUGUCUGGAGAGGGAGGUGUGUGUGGAGAGGGAGGUGUGUGUGGAGAGGGAGGUGUGUCUGGAGAGGGAGGUGUGUGUAGAGAGGGAGGUGUGUCUGGAGAGGGAGGUGUGUCUGGAGAGGGAGGUGUGUGUGGAGAGGGAGGUGUGUCUGGAGAGGGAGGUGUGUCUGGAGAGGGAGGUGUGUCUGGAGAGGGAGGUGUGUCUGGAGAGGGAGGUGUGUCUGGAGAGGGAGGUGUGUGUGGAGAGGGAGGUGUGUGUGGAGAGGGAGAGGGAGGUGUGUGUGGAGAGGGAGGUGUGUGUGGAGAGGGAGGUGUGUGUGGAGAGGGAGGUGUGUGUGGAGAGGGAGGUGUGUGUGGAGAGGGAGGUGUGUCUGGAGAGGGAGGUGUGUGUGGAGAGGGAGGUGAGUGUGUGUGGAGAGGGAGGUGUGUGUGGAGAGGGAGGUGUGUCUGGAGAGGGAGGUGUGUCUGGAGAGGGAGGUGUGUGUGGAGAGGGAGGUGUGUGUGGAGAGGGAGGUGUGUGUGGAGAGGGAGGUGUGUCUGGAGAGGGAGGUGUGUCUGGAGAGGGAGGUGUGUGUGGAGAGGGAGGUGUGUGUGUGGAGAGGGAGGUGUGUCUGGAGAGGGAGGUGUGUCUGGAGAGGGAGGUGUGUGUGGAGAGGGAGGUGUGUCUGGAGAGGGAGGUGUGUGUGGAGAGGGAGGUGUGUGUGGAGAGGGAGAGGGAGGUGUGUCUGGAGAGGGAGGUGUGUCUGGAGAGGGAGGUGUGUCUGGAGAGGGAGGUGUGUCUGGAGAGGGAGGUGUGUGUGGAGAGGGAGGUGUGUGUGGAGAGGGAGGUGUGUCUGGAGAGGGAGGUGUGUGUAGAGAGGGAGGUGUGUCUGGAGAGGGAGGUGUGUCUGGAGAGGGAGGUGUGUGUGGAGAGGGAGGUGUGUCUGGAGAGGGGAGGUGUGUCUGGAGAGGGAGGUGUGUCUGGAGAGGGAGGUGUGUCUGGAGAGGGAGGUGUGUCUGGAGAGGGAGGUGUGUGUGGAGAGGGAGGUGUGUGUGGAGAGGGAGGUGUGUGUGUGGAGAGGGAGGUGUGUCUGGAGAGGCAGGUGUGUCUGGAGAGGGAGGUGUGUGUGGAGAGGGAGGUGUGUGUGGAGAGGGAGGUGUGUGUGGAGAGGGAGGUGUGUGUGGAGGGUGUGUGGAGGGGAGGUGUGUGUGGAGAGGGAGGUGUGUCUGGAGAGGGAGGUGUGUCUGGAGAGGGAGGUGUGUGUGGAGAGGGAGGUGUGUGUGGAGAGGGAGGUGUGUCUGGAGAGGGAGGUGUGUCUGGAGAGGGAGGUGUGUCUGGAGAGGGAGGUGUGUGUGGAGAGGGAGGUGUGUGUGGAGAGGGAGGUGUGUGUGGAGAGGGAGGUGUGUCUGGAGAGGGAGGUGUGUCUGGAGAGGGAGGUGUGUGUGGAGAGGGAGGUGUGUGUGUGGAGAGGGAGGUGUGUCUGGAGAGGGAGGUGUGUGUGGAGAGGGAGGUGUGUCUGGAGAGGGAGGUGUGUCUGGAGAGGGAGGUGUGUGUGGAGAGGGAGGUGUGUGUGGAGAGGGAGGUGUGUCUGGAGAGGGAGAGGGAGGUGUGUGUGGAGAGGGAGGUGUGUCUGGAGAGGGAGGUGUGUCUGGAGAGGGAGGUGUGUCUGGAGAGGGAGGUGUGUGUGGAGAGGGAGGUGUGUCUGGAGAGGGAGGUGUGUCUGGAGAGGGAGGUGUGUGUGGAGAGGGAGGUGUGUGUGGAGAGGGAGGUGUGUCUGGAGAGGGAGGUGUGUGUAGAGAGGGAGGUGUGUCUGGAGAGGGAGGUGUGUCUGGAGAGGGAGGUGUGUGUGGAGAGGGAGGUGUGUCUGGAGAGGGAGGUGUGUCUGGAGAGGGAGGUGUGUCUGGAGAGGGAGGUGUGUCUGGAGAGGGAGGUGUGUCUGGAGAGGGAGGUGUGUGUGGAGAGGGAGGUGUGUGUGGAGAGGGAGAGGGAGGUGUGUGUGGAGAGGGAGGUGUGUGUGGAGAGGGAGGUGUGUGUGGAGAGGGAGGUGUGUCUGGAGAGGGAGGUGUGUCUGGAGAGGGAGGUGUGUGUGGAGAGGGAGGUGUGUGUGGAGAGGGAGGUGUGUCUGGAGAGGGAGGUGUGUCUGGAGAGGGAGGUGUGUGUGGAGAGGGAGGUGUGUGUGGAGAGGGAGGUGUGUGUGGAGAGGGAGAGGGAGGUGUGUCUGGAGAGGGAGGUGUGUCUGGAGAGGGAGGUGUGUGUGGAGAGGGAGGUGUGUCUGGAGAGGGAGGUGUGUGUGGAGAGGGAGAGGGAGGUGUGUGUGGAGAGGGAGGUGUGUCUGGAGAGGGAGGUGUGUCUGGAGAGGGAGGUGUGUCUGGAGAGGGAGGUGUGUCUGGAGAGGGAGGUGUGUGUGGAGAGGGAGGUGUGUGUGGAGAGGGAGGUGUGUCUGGAGAGGGAGGUGUGUGUAGAGAGGGAGGUGUGUCUGGAGAGGGAGGUGUGUCUGGAGAGGGAGGUGUGUGUGGAGAGGGAGGUGUGUCUGGAGAGGGAGGUGUGUCUGGAGAGGGAGGUGUGUCUGGAGAGGGAGGUGUGUCUGGAGAGGGAGGUGUGUCUGGAGAGGGAGGUGUGUGUGGAGAGGGAGGUGUGUGUGGAGAGGGAGAGGGAGGUGUGUCUGGAGAGGCAGGUGUGUGUGGAGAGGGAGGUGUGUCUGGAGAGGGAGGUGUGUGUGGAGAGGGAGGUGUGUCUGGAGAGGGAGGUGUGUGUGGAGAGGGAGGUGUGUGUGGAGAGGGAGGGAGGUGUGUGUGGAGAGGGAGGUGUGUGUGGAGAGGGAGGUGUGUGUGUGGAGAGGGAGGUGUGUCUGGAGAGGCAGGUGUGUCUGGAGAGGGAGGUGUGUGUGGAGAGGGAGGUGUGUCUGGAGAGGGAGGUGUGUGUGGAGAGGGAGGUGUGUGUGGAGAGGGAGGUGUGUGUGGAGAGGGAGGUGUGUGUGGAGAGGGAGGUGUGUCUGGAGAGGGAGGUGUGUCUGGAGAGGGAGGUGUGUGUGGAGAGGGAGGUGUGUGUGGAGAGGGAGGUGUGUCUGGAGAGGGAGGUGUGUCUGGAGAGGGAGGUGUGUGUGGAGAGGGAGGUGUGUGUGGAGAGGGAGGUGUGUGUGGAGAGGGAGAGGGAGGUGUGUCUGGAGAGGGAGGUGUGUCUGGAGAGGGAGGUGUGUGUGGAGAGGGAGGUGUGUCUGGAGAGGGAGGUGUGUCUGGAGAGGGAGGUGUGUGUGGAGAGGGAGGUGUGUGUGGAGAGGGAGGUGUGUGUGGAGAGGGAGGUGUGUCUGGAGAGGGAGGUGUGUGUGUGUGAGAGGGAGGUGUGUCUGGAGAGGGAGGUGUGUCUGGAGAGGGAGGGAGGUGUGUGUGGAGAGGGAGGUGUGUGUGGAGAGGGAGGUGUGUCUGGAGAGGGAGGUGUGUGUGGAGAGGGAGGUGUGUCUGGAGAGGGAGAGGUGUGUGUGGAGAGGGAGGUGUGUCUGGAGAGGGAGGUGUGUCUGGAGAGGGAGGUGUGUGUGGAGAGGGAGGUGUGUGUGGAGAGGGAGGUGUGUGUGGAGAGGGAGGUGUGUGUGGAGAGGGAGGUGUGUCUGGAGAGGGAGGUGUGUCUGGAGAGGGAGGUGUGUGUAGAGAGGGAGGUGUGUCUGGAGAGGGAGGUGUGUCUGGAGAGGGAGGUGUGUGUGGAGAGGGAGGUGUGUCUGGAGAGGGAGGUGUGUCUGGAGAGGGAGGUGUGUCUGGAGAGGGAGGUGUGUCUGGAGAGGGAGGUGUGUCUGGAGAGGGAGGUGUGUGUGGAGAGGGAGGUGUGUGUGUGGGAGGGAGGUGUGUGUGUGGAGGGAGGUGUGUGUGGAGAGGGAGGUGUGUGUGGAGAGGGAGGUGUGUGUGGAGAGGGAGGUGUGUGUCUGGAGAGGGAGGUGUGUGUGGGAGAGGGAGGUGUGUGUGUGGAGAGGGAGGUGUGUCUGGAGAGGGAGGUGUGUCUGGAGAGGGAGGUGUGUGUGGAGAGGGAGGUGUGUGUGGAGAGGGAGGUGUGUGUGGAGAGGGGGGUGUGUGUGAGAGGGAGGUGUGUCUGGAGAGGGAGGUGUGUGUGUGGAGAGGGAGGUGUGUGUGGAGAGGGAGGUGUGUCUGGAGAGGGAGGUGUGUGUGUGGAGAGGGAGGUGUGUGUGGAGAGGGAGGUGUGUCUGGAGAGGGAGGUGUGUCUGGAGAGGGAGGUGUGUGUGGAGAGGGAGGUGUGUGUGGAGAGGGAGGUGUGUCUGGAGAGGGAGAGGGAGGUGUGUCUGGAGAGGGAGGUGUGUCUGGAGAGGGAGGUGUGUCUGGAGAGGGAGGUGUGUCUGGAGAGGGAGGUGUGUGUGGAGAGGGAGGUGUGUGUAGAGAGGGAGGUGUGUCUGGAGAGGGAGGUGUGUCUGGAGAGGGAGGUGUGUCUGGAGAGGGAGGUGUGUGUGGAGAGGGAGGUGUGUGUGGAGAGGGAGGUGUGUCUGGAGAGGGAGGUGUGUCUGGAGAGGGAGGUGUGUGUGGAGAGGGAGGUGUGUGUGGAGAGGGAGGUGUGUGUGGAGAGGGAGGUGUGUCUGGAGAGGGAGGUGUGUCUGGAGAGGGAGGUGUGUGUGGAGAGGGAGGUGUGUGUGUGGAGAGGGAGGUGUGUUGGAGAGGGAGGUGUGUCUGGAGAGGGAGGUGUGUCUGGAGAGGGAGGUGUGUGUGGAGAGGGAGGUGUGUCUGGAGAGGGAGGUGUGUCUGGAGAGGGAGGUGUGUGUGGAGAGGGAGGUGUGUGUGGAGAGGGAGGUGUGUCUGGAGAGGGAGGUGUGUGUGUGGAGAGGGAGGUGUGUCUGGAGAGGGAGGUGUGUCUGGAGAGGGAGGUGUGUGUGGAGAGGGAGGGAGGUGUGUGUGGAGAGGGAGGUGUGUCUGGAGAGGGAGGUGUGUGUGUGGAGAGGGAGGUGUGUGUGGAGAGGGAGGUGUGUCUGGAGAGGGAGGUGUGUGUGGAGAGGGAGGUGUGUGUCUGGAGAGGGAGGUGUGUGUGGAGAGGGAGGUGUGUGUCUGGAGAGGGAGGUGUGUGUGGAGAGGGAGGUGUGUGUGUGGAGAGGGAGGUGUGUGUGGAGAGGGAGGUGUGUCUGGAGAGGGAGGUGUGUCUGGAGAGGGAGGUGUGUCUGGAGAGGGAGGUGUGUGUGGAGAGGGAGGUGUGUCUGGAGAGGGAGGUGUGUGUGGAGAGGGAGGUGUGUGUGGAGAGGGAGGUGUGUGUGGAGAGGGAGGUGUGUCUGGAGAGGGAGGUGUGUGUGGAGAGGGAGGUGUGUGUGGAGAGGGAGGUGUGUCUGGAGAGGGAGGGAGGUGUGUGUGGAGAGGGAGGUGUGUCUGGAGAGGGAGGUGUGUGUGGAGAGGGAGGUGUGUCUGGAGAGGGAGGUGUGUGUGUGGAGAGGGAGGUGUGUCUGGAGAGGGAGGUGUGUCUGGAGAGGGAGGUGUGUGUGGAGAGGGAGGUGUGUGUGGAGAGGGAGGUGUGUCUGGAGAGGGAGGUGUGUGUGGAGAGGGAGGUGUGUCUGGAGAGGGAGGUGUGUGUAGAGAGGGAGGUGUGUGUGGAGAGGGAGGUGUGUGUGGAGAGGGAGGUGUGUGUGGAGAGGGAGGUGUGUGUGGAGAGGGAGAGGGAGGUGUGUCUGGAGAGGGAGGUGUGUCUGGAGAGGGAGGUGUGUGUGGAGAGGGAGGUGUGUCUGGAGAGGGAGGUGUGUGUGGAGAGGGAGGUGUGUGUGGAGAGGGAGGUGUGUCUGGAGAGGGAGGUGUGUGUGUGGAGAGGGAGGUGUGUUGGAGAGGAGGGGUGUGUCUGGAGAGGGAGGUGUGUGUGGAGAGGGAGGUGUGUGUGUGGAGAGGGAGGUGUGUCUGGAGAGGGAGGUGUGUGUGGAGAGGGAGUGUGUGUGGAGAGGGAGGUGUGUGUGGAGAGGGAGGUGUGUGUGGAGAGGGAGGUGUGUCUGGAGAGGGAGGUGUGUGUGGAGAGGGAGGUGUGUGUGGAGAGGGAGGUGUGUCUGGAGAGGGAGGUGUGUGUGUGGAGAGGGAGGUGUGUGUGGAGAGGGAGGUGUGUCUGGAGAGGGAGGUGUGUGUGGAGAGGGAGGUGUGUGUCUGGAGAGGGAGGUGUGUGUGGAGAGGGAGGUGUGUGUCUGGAGAGGGAGGUGUGUGUGGAGAGGGAGGUGUGUGUGGAGAGGGAGGUGUGUGUGGAGAGGGAGGUGUGUCUGGAGAGGGAGGUGUGUCUGGAGAGGGAGGUGUGUCUGGAGAGGGAGGUGUGUGUGGAGAGGGAGGUGUGUCUGGAGAGGGAGGUGUGUGUGGAGAGGGAGGUGUGUGUGGAGAGGGAGGUGUGUGUGGAGAGGGAGGUGUGUCUGGAGAGGGAGAGGGAGGUGUGUCUGGAGAGGGAGGUGUGUCUGGAGAGGGAGGUGUGUGUGGAGAGGGAGGUGUGUGUGGAGAGGGAGGUGUGUCUGGAGAGGGAGGUGUGUGUGGAGAGGGAGGUGUGUCUGGAGAGGGAGAGGGAGGUGUGUCUGGAGAGGGAGGUGUGUCUGGAGAGGGAGGUGUGUGUGGAGAGGGAGGUGUGUGUGGAGAGGGAGGUGUGUCUGGAGAGGGAGGUGUGUGUGGAGAGGGAGGUGUGUGUGGAGAGGGAGGUGUGUGUGGAGAGGGAGGUGUGUGUGGAGAGGGAGGUGUGUGUGGAGAGGGAGGACCACUACACGGUGGACAUGUGUCCGUCUGCCUCGGAGCCACAGUCGCCCUGCCUCAGCCGCCUCAGGCCGCGCCUGCGCCCUGUGCGAGAGGCGUCUGUGGACUCUGUGCAGAGAUUGGACCGUCUGAGCACGGGGGCGGAGCCUGAGGCCAGAGAGGCGGGGCCUGCGGAGGGGGAGGAGCCUGAGCCAUGGCCCCUGAACAGAGACGUCACUCUGUCCACGCCACUACGGUCGCCUCCCAUCAUCGACCUGGAGGCGGAGCCAGAGAGCAGGAAGGUCCACAGCACGGGCUCCAGCUCUUUCCUGGUUGUCAUGGUGAUUCUCCUCAACAUUGGAGUCGCCGUUCUCUUCAUCCACUUCUUCAUUUAG